Echinops telfairi (small Madagascar hedgehog) is the source of this 1050-nucleotide messenger RNA. RefSeq names its product opsin 1, short wave sensitive (gene OPN1SW). The record is from RefSeq and is a predicted model, not a curated record. Gene Ontology annotation, molecular function: G protein-coupled receptor activity. NCBI's taxonomy places the organism in Eukaryota, Metazoa, Chordata, Mammalia, Afrosoricida, Tenrecidae. Gene Ontology annotation, cellular component: membrane; photoreceptor outer segment. Gene Ontology annotation, biological process: visual perception; phototransduction; G protein-coupled receptor signaling pathway. The transcript is spliced from 5 exons. Bases 1 to 1050 code for a protein of 349 amino acids.
AUGAGCAAGAUGUCAGGGGACGAGGAGUUUUAUCUCUUCAAGAACAUCUCCUCGGUGGGGCCUUGGGAUGGGCCUCAGUACCACAUUGCCCCCGUCUGGGCCUUCCACCUCCAGGCCGCCUUCAUGGGCCUCGUCUUCUUUGUUGGGACACCACUCAACGCUGUGGUGCUGGUGGCCACACUGCGCUACAGAAAGUUGCGGCAGCCGCUCAACUACAUUCUGGUCAAUGUGUCCUUGGCGAGUGUCCUCUUCUGUGUCAUCUCUGUCUUCACCGUCUUCGUUGCCAGCUGUCAUGGGUACUUCAUCUUUGGUCGCCAUGUUUGCGCGUUGGAGGCCUUCCUGGGCUCUGUAGCAGGUCUGGUGACAGGAUGGUCCCUGGCCUUCCUGGCCCUUGAACGCUACCUCAUCAUCUGUAAACCCUUGGGCAACGUCCGCUUCAGCUCCCAGCAUGCACUGUUGGUGGUCUUGGCCACUUGGACCCUCGGGAUUGGUGUCUCCGUUCCGCCCUUCUUUGGCUGGAGCCGGUUCAUCCCAGAGGGGCUGCAGUGCUCCUGUGGCCCUGACUGGUACACCGUGGGCACCAAGUAUCGCAGUGAGCACUACACCUGGUUCCUCUUUAUCUUCUGCUUCAUCGUGCCCCUGUCCCUCAUAUGCUUCUCCUACUUCCAGCUGCUGAGAGCCCUCCGAGCUGUUGCAGCUCAGCAGCAGGAGUCAGCUUCGACCCAGAAGGCCGAGCGGGAGGUGAGCCGCAUGGUGGUGGUGAUGGUGGGAUCCUUUUGUCUCUGUUACGUGCCCUAUGCUGCCUUGGCCAUGUACAUGGUCAACCACCGUAACCACGGGUUGGACUUAAGGCUCGUCACCAUUCCUGCCUUCUUCUCCAAGAGCGCUUGUGUCUACAACCCCAUCAUCUACUGUUUCAUGAACAAGCAGUUCCGUGCCUGCAUCCUGGAGAUGGUGUGUGGGAGGUCCCUGGUAGAUGAAUCUGACAUGUCCAGCUCCCAGAAAACGGAAGUCAAUACUCUCUCGUCCAGCCAAGUUGGCCCCAACUAA